AUGAGCUUCCCGCGGCCCCUGCGCCGCUCCGUGAGCCUCAGCCCGGCCCGCACCCUGCGCCUCGUCGUGCUGGGACAGAGCGCCGUGGGCAAGACAGCGCUGACUGUCCGAUUCAUCACUAGGAGAUUCAUUGGAGACUACGACCCAACCCUAGAAAUGAUCUACAGGCACGUGGCUGUCAUCGAUGGGGAGAUGGUGCACUUCGAGAUCCUCGACACAGCUGGACAGGAGGAGGACUCGCUGCAGAUCGAGGAGAAGAUCAAGUGGGGCGACGGCUUUGCCGUGGUGUACUCGGUGACCGACCGCUGCAGCUUCGACGAGGUGAUGCGGCUGUGCUUCCUCAUCAACCACCUGCACGCCAGCCCCAAGCGCAGCGGAGCCGCCGAGCAGCCUCCCGUCGUCAUCGUGGGCAACAAGAAGGACCUGCAGUUCGACAGGAUGGUGUCCACCGAGGACGGGGAGAACCUCUCCAAAGCCCUCAAGAUUCCCUUCUAUGAGAUCUCCACGCGGGAUAGCUACGAGGAGCCGGUGGCCGUGUUCAGCAGCCUCUACCAGGAGCUGCUCCGGCAGGGGCACUUCUCCCCGGGUUCCUUCAAGAGGAGGACAGUGUCCAAGCUCAUGGAGAAGAUUCCCAAGAUGCAAGCCAGCUCCACCCUGAACUCUGCGGGCCGAAGCCUCAGCUUUAACUCCUUCAGGGACUACAUUCCCGAGUGA
Molecule: messenger RNA, 714 nt
Organism: Cinclus cinclus
Lineage: Eukaryota; Metazoa; Chordata; Aves; Passeriformes; Cinclidae
Product: ras-related and estrogen-regulated growth inhibitor-like
Exons: 4
Coding region: 1-714 (237 amino acids)
Molecular function (GO): GTPase activity; GTP binding
Source: RefSeq, a predicted model, not a curated record